Molecule: messenger RNA, 927 nt
Organism: Clavispora lusitaniae ATCC 42720
Lineage: Eukaryota; Fungi; Ascomycota; Pichiomycetes; Serinales; Metschnikowiaceae
Source: RefSeq, a predicted model, not a curated record
AUGUUCAAUACAGCUACCGCAUAUAGCCAGUGGCUUGAGGAGGCUGAGUCGCCCGCAGACUUCAUGCGGGGUGCCCACAGAGCGGUGGAAUUAGUUCGGGCUGUGUGGCAGAUCCAGAUUAGUGAUCAUGCGCCUCCUGAAGUGUUGUUGGAGACAGCUGAGGCGGGGCUAGCCGUAGCUCGCGCAGUGCUUGAGAACACGCCUGCAACUGAGCUUGAUGCCGCACGUCUGCUCGUGGCUGAAUUAGUAAAAGAGGUCGACAGUACCCCCACCCCUGAAGGAGAAGGCAUUGACAGCAUAGAAUACGCCAACAUUAGGGCUCUGUUGCUUGUGGCCCGCACUUGUGUGGAGGCACUUGCUAGUGACUCUGUUGCGGCAACGUGUUCAGUGCUUGAACCCCUCAGCACUCCUGAAGGUCACAUGCUGGCUGCUGAUUGCAUUGAAGCAGUGAUACUGAGAUUUGGCAUUGACAAUCCAGAGACGGACGCUCAAUCAUAUUGGGAUGCUUUGUCCGCAAUGGAUACGCAUCUUAAACUUGCUCAACAGAUGCUUCUGGCGCAACGUAACAAUAACAAGAGUGAUGUUGGUGCAGGUGGCCGCUCUGCGCAACUAGCAAUGGUAUACAUUGCUCGUGCAGACAUCGAUCUCCAGCGAAGUCAACUUCCACUUGAUUCUGCUCGUACACAUGCGGCGAUUCUUGAGAAAAACGUGAAGGCCUUUUUGACAAACGCUAGUGCUGUGGCCCGAGCAACCGGCGGGCUUCGGGAGACUGUGCUAGAGCGCACGCAACGUCAGAGACGUUGGUGUGAAGCACAAGUGCGCUUGGCAAUCUUGGAGCAGCGAGAUUGGCGCGGAAUUGGGCCUGGGUGUGAGGCAGUAUUUGCAGAUUGUGCAGCCCAAUGGUAUUUCCGGAAAUGGCUUGAGUGA